GUCACCCUCACCACCAUGGCGUUCUUCAUGCGACGCCCGUUCGCCGUUCCGACGGCGCUUCGGCAAAUCUCCAAACCCGCUAACAGCGCUCGUUUCAUCCACAACACGCCCUUCAAGGCUCAGCCCAAGCCUACCGGUCCCGUCUCCAUUUUCGCAAAGUCCCGUCAGACCUUCCAGAAUGCUUUCCGCCGCACCUACAUGCAGCCCACCUACAAUGUCCAGGGUGGCAACCUCACUCAGAAGCUGCUCUACGGAGCCACCAUCAUCGGUGGUACUAUCCUCGCAACCAACCUGAUCUUCAACCGCGAAACCAGAGAAGAUGGCGGCAUGCCCCCGUUUGAGCGCAGCUUCCUGAACGAGACGUUUAUGCACACUGGACUUGGUGUUGGUAUCAUCGGUAUCGCUGCUCGGGCUCUGCACAUGAAUGGAUGGUCUUACCGCUUGAUGGCUGCCAGCCCCUGGGCUGUCAUUGGUCUCGGUCUGGUUGCCAGCGUUGGCACCAUGUAUGGCACUUUGUACACUUCUCCCGAUAACUACGUUCUGAAGUACGGUCUCUGGACGGCUUUCAACGUCACCCAGGCUGCGCUCCUGUCUCCCCUGAUGUUCAUGAACCCCGCUAUCCUCGCUCGCGCUGGUCUCUACACCGUUGGAAUGAUGGGCUCGAUCGCUUUCGUCGGUGCCACCGCUAAGCAGGAGAAGUACAUGUACCUGGGUGCUCCUCUGCUCGCUGGUGUGACCAUCGUUGCUCUGUCUGGCUUCGCUCCUCUUGUCCUCCCCGCCACUGCCACCCGCGCUCUGAUGUGGUCCGAGAAGAUCUGGCUGUACGGUGGUCUCGCCGUCUUCGGUGGUUUCACCCUCUACGACGUCCAGAAGAUCCUUCACCACGCCCGCCUGGCCGAGAGGGGCAUUGUCCGCAAGGACGUUGUCAACGAGGCCAUCAGCCUUGAGCUGGACUUCAUCAACAUCUUCGUCCGUAUGGUCCAGAUCCUGGGCAUGCGCAGCAACAACCGCCGCUAAACGCAUUUCGCAUCGCAUUCGCGCAUCUUCAUCCGCCCUGGUCUAGCGCUAGAGCGUACAAAUGCAUGAGCCCUUCAUAGCAACACCCGGAUAUGCACGAUCUCGGACACGAUGAUAAUCUGAAACAAAAUGGUACUUUUGUUUUUUGAGGAUCCGUUUGUAUUAGUAUUUCAGCAUGGUUUCCACCAAUAAUUCAGCCUGUGUUUCGAAGAUGAGAGGCACCCUACCCUAACUCUCCGCCCCGAUGGCCAGGGUUAGCCACGCAGCUCCGAUACGGGGC
This is a messenger RNA of Aspergillus ibericus CBS 121593, 1297 nucleotides long. RefSeq names its product Bax Inhibitor family protein. Lineage: Eukaryota; Fungi; Ascomycota; Eurotiomycetes; Eurotiales; Aspergillaceae. The coding region runs from base 16 to 1017 and encodes 333 amino acids. Gene Ontology annotation, cellular component: mitochondrial inner membrane. The transcript is spliced from 2 exons. The record is from RefSeq and is a predicted model, not a curated record.